Nicrophorus vespilloides is the source of this 832-nucleotide messenger RNA. Its product is annotated as peptidoglycan recognition protein-like. The record is from RefSeq and is a predicted model, not a curated record. Gene Ontology annotation, molecular function: zinc ion binding; N-acetylmuramoyl-L-alanine amidase activity; peptidoglycan binding. NCBI's taxonomy places the organism in Eukaryota, Metazoa, Arthropoda, Insecta, Coleoptera, Silphidae. Gene Ontology annotation, biological process: peptidoglycan catabolic process; innate immune response. The transcript is spliced from 4 exons. Bases 139 to 702 code for a protein of 187 amino acids.
CCAUGUGGAUGCAAUAUACGCAAUGCAAACACGCACACGUAACUCGUUCAAUAUUUACAAAUAGACACAAAGGUGCAGCAGCAGUAGUUGGUGAGAGUCGCGCCGAAGAGUGUAGGAAGAAGCAAUAAAACUGGAACGAUGUCUGCGACCGUUUCGCUGUUUAUUUCCAUUGGCUUGGUCGGAAGCGUUCUUGGGGUGUGUCCAAAUGUGAUUAGCAGAGCUGAAUGGGGAGCGGCGCCCGGCGAGACGACAUCCCUGAGGGCGCAUCCGGCGACGCACGUGGUCCUCCAUCACUCGGAGACGCCGACCUGCACGAACCAGGAUAAUUGCAUGGCCAUAGUUAGGUCCAUCCAGAAGAACCACAUCAAAUGGCUCAGAUACACGGACAUCGGAUACAACUUUCUGAUUGGAGAGGAUGGCAAUGUGUACGAGGGUGUCGGUUGGGGCAAGAUGGGAAAAGACAAUACGUCCUUGGAUCGAGUGAGCAUAGGAAUCUGCAUGAUCGGAGAUUUCACGUCAAUUAUGCCGAGCGAUAAGGCGCUGACGGCCCUCAGGAGUCUGAUAGGAUGCGGGGUCGAGCGAAAUCACUUGAGCUGGGAUCACCGGAUGGUCGCGCACGGUCAACUGAAGAACACCAAAUGUCCCGGAUACAAGCUGUACCAUCACAUCAGAGGAUGGCCCAACUGGUCGGCAUAUCCUUAGAACAUUGCAAAAGUACGCCAUCUAUCGGCGAACCGUCCAACCACCAAAUUAACUAGUUUUAAUCUCACCGAAAUAAACUUAAACCUCGAUUACCAUUUAGUUAACACAAUUAAAAAGAAUAGAGAAAUAA